This is a messenger RNA of Coniosporium apollinis CBS 100218, 1620 nucleotides long. RefSeq lists its product as uncharacterized. The transcript is spliced from 2 exons. The record is from RefSeq and is a predicted model, not a curated record. Lineage: Eukaryota; Fungi; Ascomycota; Dothideomycetes. Bases 1 to 1620 code for a protein of 539 amino acids.
AUGGCAAGUUCCAGUGCCGCAAGUGCGGAACCCGAUCCAGCAAAGGUCCAAGCGAUCACCAAUGCCACAAUGGCGGAGUUUGUCACCAACCUGGCUGGCCUCGGUAUUACGCCGUUUGAACUGACGGCCGAGAAUCUCCUGGUCCACCGUCACUCUGGCGCUUCCGCCUCCACAUCCGCCGAAGAAGAACGGAGCGAAUCUGGCGCUCCCUCUUUCCACUCCUCGGAGCUGCACGACACAAGCCCAGUCGCAGAGGAAGAGUGGCAAGCAUAUGUGUCGGAAGACGAUGAAGAUUCCGAAGAAGAGGACGCGGACGCGGACGAGGACGAGGACACCCUGACGGAGCCUGGGGAAGAGGGCGGGGAGGCGAGCGACAAUGAUGCCGAUGCCGUCCAUGAGCCGCUGUUGUUCCCAGACGCUACUCAGGAGCCCUUCGCCUACGAAGAACUGGACACGAGAGAGCUUAGCAAGUACGCGGAAACGCUGCGCGACAAGGGGUACAUGGCGGUUGUUGAGCAGGUCUGGGCCGAUGAAGAACAGACAGGGCAUCAGACCUUUCAGGCAGUCGAUGGCGUCAUGUUCAAGAGGGCGGCUCUCAGGGUGCUCACCUCGACGCAUACCUGCCUCCUGCGCGAGAUCAUCGAGGGGAACUUAGCGAAGGCAUACCGGCAGGAUCCAAAGGUCCGUGAAGUGCUUCAGGUCAAUCGGCGCAAGUUAAACAUGCGACAACCAUAUAUUUAUCAGCAAGUUCUAGUGGACGGGAACGGAGACUCGCCUUCAGCGCAGCAGCUUCUUAAGAUCGUGGCAUAUCUCCGCACGUACAUAACAGCGGAUGACCCACAGCUGUCCAACAAUAUUGACAACGCCGUCGGAAACCCGAGAGUGUCCCUUACACGAUCGCAGGCAGGGUACCGGCGAUACUUAGCAAAGACUAGCAACGAUCAGCUUUCGAGGAGGAAGAGGCGACAGCUACGCACGUUCUGUACAAACUUGUCACAUUGGUGUGACAACAUACCCCUUAAAGAGAUGGAGGAGCCCCUCAAGAAGCCUCUUACGGAAUUCGGGUAUACGAACAACGCGAUGGUCAGGUUUAAGGACCACGCCGCACACCGUCAAUCAAAUUACCUCAUGAACGCUACUGAAGCUGUCUGCCGCAUCCACUUCCCGCAGUUCGCUAUCGAGCGCCACGUGAUCUUCUACAUCUGGAGCGCUGACCAGGCGUCUGUCGCCGAGGUUCUCUUUCACGACCUCGGUGGGGGCUAUAUCCACACCGGCAGCGGGUUUAGCCAUUUUCCGGCUGGACGGAGCGUUCACAGUGUGAUGAACACCGUGGAAAGUGACUGGAACGAGUGGAUGAACGAGGCUGCGGAGUCGUCGCCUGUCAUUGCAAAUCUGACCGAAGAGACACGGCGACUGAGAGAGAAUACGCAACGAGAGCUCGCACCAUUGCGCGCCGAGAUCGCUGAACUUCAGUCGCGAAAGGCGGAGCUCCAGGCCGAACGCGACCGCCUCGACGAAAUAGACCGCAACCGCGCGGAAGAAGAGGAGCUUGAGCGCAUGCGCGUCUACCGCGACGAGCUGGAAGCCGUAUUGAAGCUGCUGAGGGCGAGAGACGGUUGA